Lathyrus oleraceus (garden pea) is the source of this 681-nucleotide messenger RNA. Its product is annotated as secreted RxLR effector protein 161-like. The record is from RefSeq and is a predicted model, not a curated record. NCBI's taxonomy places the organism in Eukaryota, Viridiplantae, Streptophyta, Magnoliopsida, Fabales, Fabaceae. The transcript has a single exon. Bases 1 to 681 code for a protein of 226 amino acids.
AUGUCUAGACAAAUGGUUGAUUCAUUAAGGUAUUUGUGCAAUAGCAGGCCAUACAUUUGCUACUCAGUCAGUGUGAUUAGCAAAUUCAUGCAUGAUCCAAGGAAGACUUACAUGAUAACUGCUAAAAGGAUACUUAGGUAUGUAAAAGGCACAAAGGAGUAUGGACUGCUAUUCCCUAAUAGAAGUAAAGGUGAUAAAAGUGAACUCAUUGGAUAUUCAGAUAGUGACUGGUGUGGAGACAUAACAUACAGGAGAAGCCCACAUGGCUAUGUAUUCAAGUUCAAUGAAGCAGCCAUAUCAUGGUGUACAAAGAAGCAACCAGUAACUUCUCUUUCAUCCUGUGAGGUAAAAUAUAUAGCAGGAAUAUUUGCAACUUGUCAAGCAAUGUGGUUGGAUUCAGUGAUGAAGGAACUGAUGUGUGAAGUGAUGAAGCCUCUAAUACUCAGAAUUGACAACAAGUCAGCAAUUAGCCUUGCAAAAAAUCCAAUCUCACAUGGCAGAAGUAAACAUAUUGACACAAGAUUCCAUUUUAUUCGAGAGAAGGUGAGGAAUGGAAUGAUUGAGGUACAAUAUUGUCCAACUGAAGUACAACUAGCAGAUGGUUUUACAAAGGCCUUAAAGCUUGACAAAUUUGAGUUCUUGAGAAAGCAAUUUGGUGUUAUAAGUGUUCAAAAAUUAUGA